Hepatospora eriocheir is the source of this 375-nucleotide messenger RNA. NCBI's taxonomy places the organism in Eukaryota, Fungi, Microsporidia, Hepatosporidae. The record is from the annotation of a GenBank genome assembly.
AUGUCUAAACAAUUAUCAUACGAGUUAUUAGUGUUGAUAAAGGAUGAUCUUUUAAAGGGAAUCAGUCAAAGAAUGAUUGCGAUAAAAAGGGGUGUAAGUAAGACUGCUGUCUCAAAUGUUAAAUUUAAAAUAGAUAAAAACAUCCCAAUUACACGUAAAUAUGGAUCAAGGAGGCCUGAAAAGCUAAAUAAUGAUUUAAAACUUAAAUUUUUUAAGAUUUAUGAUAAAAAUCAUAGAUUAAGUUUAAUGGAUAUUACAAAAAUUUUUUGUAAUAACUUUAAAAUUGAAAUUUCCAGGUUUACUGUAGCAAGAAUUCUAAAGAAUUUUAGUUUAAUAACUAAAAAACUUGCUAAAAAACUACUAUUGAGACCAUGA